Molecule: messenger RNA, 2303 nt
Organism: Aptenodytes forsteri (emperor penguin)
Lineage: Eukaryota; Metazoa; Chordata; Aves; Sphenisciformes; Spheniscidae
Product: lamin-L(III)
Exons: 11
Coding region: 31-1389 (452 amino acids)
Source: RefSeq, a predicted model, not a curated record
GAAGCUGAUCUAAACCUGGCACAGGCUCGUAUGAGAGACCUUGAUGCUCAGCUGAACGCGAAGGAAGCUGACUUGGCGACAGCUUUGAAUGAGAACCGAAGUUUGGAGAAUGACCUCCGUGAAUUAAAGGAUCAAGUAGUCACUCUGAAGCUGUCACUGGAAGAUACCAAAAAGCAUCUCCACAGCGAAAUGUUGAGGAGGGUGGACCUGGAAAAUCAUAUGAAAACUUUGCAGGAACAAAUGACGUUCCAGAAGCGCCUUCAUGAAGAUGAGCUCAAGGAGACAAAAAGAGUUCAUGAGAGCAGGAUAGCAGAAAUAGAAUCUGGCCGUCAGAGAGAAUUUGAGAGUAAGAUCUCGGAUGCUCUGCAGGGUCUCAGAAAACAACAUGAAGAACAAAUUCAAGGAUACAAAGAGGAGCUGGAACGAACAUUCAGUGCAAAAAUGGAGAAUGCCCAGCUAUCUGCAGCAAGAAAUAGUGACUUUGCCAAUGCUGCUCGGGAGGAGCUGAUGGAAACAAAGCUGAGAGUUGAUACUCUGACAUCUCAAGUUAAUCAAUAUCAAAGCCAGAAUGUUGCUUUGGAGAACAGAAUAAGGGAGCUACAGGAGACACUGGAUUAUGAUCGCGAUCUCCAUCGAAGGCGUAUGGCUGAAAAAGAGAAAGAAAUGGCACAAGCCCAGCAGCAGGCGCAAGCACAGUUGGAAGAAUAUGAGCAUCUCUUAGAUGUGAAACUGGCUCUAGAUCUGGAAAUAAAUGCCUACAGAAAGAUGCUGGAAGGAGAGGAACAGAGGCUAAAGCUGUCACCCAGUCCAUCUUCACACAGUACUGCAACUCAAGCAACAAGCCAAGGGCGCCGGUUCCUGCAUGGGAAGAAAAGGAAAAUGAAAGAAGCCAAAAAGAGAGGGCGUAGUGCUGGAUUUAAGACUGUUCAGCAUGCUUCAUCCUCUGGAAAUGUAUCUAUUGAAGAAAUUGAUGCAGAUGGGAAAUUUGUCAGGCUUAAAAACAACUCUGAUGAGGAUCAGCCACUACAUGGAUGGGUGUUAAGAAGACAUCUUGGAAGCGUGUCAGAUGUAACAUACAAAUUUCCUUCACGGUUUACUCUCCAGGCGGGCCAAGUAGUUACAAUCUGGGGUGCAGCUGCUGGUGUAAGCCCAGGUCCUAGUGAUCUGGUCUGGAAGUCUCAGAAGUCUUGGGGAAUUGGGGAUAAUAUUGGUGUUACACUCAUCACAGAUGAUGGUGAGGAACUCGCAGAGCGGAAGAUAAUGCAUGUACCCAGAGGAGAAGAAAGCAGCGAGCAAGAUGAUGAUUAUGAAGAAAUAACUGGAAGUGAAAUGGAGUUUCCAUCUCAGACCAAAAGAAGAAGAAAAAAGAAAUGUUGUUUGGUUUCAUGAUAGUGGCUCCUGUGAGCAUCCUUAAGCAGGUGAGAUGCAAAAUGAGGAUCCUAGCUGUUCUAUCAUGUAAUGGGGACAAAGAGAUGAUCACCUGAAAACACUUCUUAAUCCCAGGUGACAAAGACUACAUGUGUUUUGGUAUCUUCUGCAAUAUAUGAAACUUGGAAUUCACAUCUCCCAUCUGACCUCUUUGUAAGAAACACUGUCCAUGACAUGAUGAAACUUCCUACCUUCUGAUACUGGACCCUGUCCUUGGAUUUGCUGAUAUAAAGAGCAGUAGAAUACAAGCUCCAUGUGAAGCUACUCUUACUUUAACACAAGGAUCUGUUUUCCAUGACCUGCCGGAACAGAGGAGGGUACACAGUUUACAAAACUUCUGAACAUAAGCCCUGGAAGGAUGCUAAAUAUUUGACAAUGAGCAUGAGGCUGCCUCAGCUUUCUCAAUAUUCUGAUAUGGUGUUUCUCCAAGGGUAACUUCUGUUUUGAGCCUGAGUGGGAAACUGCAUGGGUCAGAUCGCACCCUAGCUUGCACCCUGACCAAGUCUGAACUUGGCUGAAGUAAAACAAUAUCCUGAAGAGUGCUGAGUGUCUGAAACGUCUCCUGCUCAGAUCCUGAUGCUGAAAUAUAUGGAACUCUGGUCUAGAUCACUUGCUAGAGAACUUCCUAGAGUGAAACAUUUUAAAAUUAAAAGCAGUUGUAAAAAAUAUUCUUGUCUGUUAUUAAAUGUACUGUUUCUGUAUUCUAGCACCUGGAAAUCCACCAGUUUCAGUAUUGUAUGUUCCUAGACACAGUAUAUCACAGUGUAGCUGUGUCAACCUUAACUUGGACAGAUGUAUCCUGUAAAUGUGAAAAAGCAUCUCAUUCCAACAGAGAAGGUACUGUAACUAGCAAUAUUAGCAUUCUGUUUGAAUGG